CUGCAGCCUUCGCUCGGCCUUCCGGAAAUGCCGCCCCUUCCGGGGCGGGCCAAAGGAAGCCGCUUCCGGGAGCCGUCCGGGCGCGCGGGCCGUUGCCACGACGACGGGGCUCCGGUUUGCCUCGCGGCGGCGGACUAUGACUCCAGCGGCGCGGCCGCUCCUGCUGCUCGUGUUCUGGGUGCUGGCGGCUCCGGCCCGGCCCGGCUCGGAGGGCGACGGCGGGUGGCAGCGGCGCGGGCCCGGGACGUCAGCGGCGGGGGCGGAGGAGCAGCGCUGCACCGUGGAGCGUCGGGCCGACCUCACCUACGCCGAGUUCAUCCAGCACUAUGCCUUCUCCAGACCCGUCAUCCUGCAGGGGCUCACGGACAACUCGAGGUUCCGGGCUCUGUGCUCCCGCGAAAGGCUGCUGGCCUCAUUUGGGGACAACGUAGUACGACUGAGUACUGCCAACACUUACUCCUACCAGAAAGUGGACAUACCCUUCCAGGAGUAUAUGGAACAGCUGCUGCACCCCCAGGACCCCAACUCCUUGGGCAAUGACACCCUGUACUUCUUUGGAGACAACAACUUCACUGAAUGGGCAUCACUCUUUCGGCACUACAGCCCUCCCACAUUUGGUCUGCUGGGUACCACCCCUGCUUAUAGCUUUGGGAUUGCAGGAGCUGGCUCCGGGGUGCCCUUCCACUGGCACGGGCCUGGGUUCUCAGAGGUGAUCUACGGCCGCAAGCGCUGGUUCCUGUAUCCCCCUGAGAAGACACCCAAGUUCCAUCCCAACAAGACCACACUGUCCUGGCUCCGGGACACGUACCCAACCCUGACGCCAUCGGCACGGCCCCUGGAAUGUACUAUCCAGGCUGGUGAGGUGCUAUAUUUCCCUGACCGAUGGUGGCACGCCACACUCAACCUCGACACCAGUGUCUUCAUCUCCACCUUCCUCAGCUAGCCAGAGCAGGCAGCUGGCAAGUCCCAUCGCACACCGGCACACAGCCCUAUGACUGCUCACA
Rhinolophus ferrumequinum (greater horseshoe bat) is the source of this 1004-nucleotide messenger RNA. It is a transcript of the gene JMJD8, whose product is annotated as jumonji domain containing 8. The transcript is spliced from 9 exons. NCBI's taxonomy places the organism in Eukaryota, Metazoa, Chordata, Mammalia, Chiroptera, Rhinolophidae. The coding region runs from base 137 to 943 and encodes 268 amino acids. The record is from RefSeq and is a predicted model, not a curated record. Gene Ontology annotation, cellular component: cytoplasm.